Molecule: messenger RNA, 1086 nt
Organism: Carcharodon carcharias (great white shark)
Lineage: Eukaryota; Metazoa; Chordata; Chondrichthyes; Lamniformes; Lamnidae
Product: TP53-binding protein 1-like
Exons: 5
Coding region: 12-911 (299 amino acids)
Biological process (GO): DNA damage checkpoint signaling; positive regulation of transcription by RNA polymerase II
Cellular component (GO): nucleus
Molecular function (GO): histone binding
Source: RefSeq, a predicted model, not a curated record
GGCUGGGCUGAAUGGACCGUCUCUGUAAAUCCUGUGUGAUGCUGAGAGCUGUGGUUUCUGGCCUUUCAGGGAGCUUGAAACCGAGUGGGUUCACCAGCCCCUCGGAGGGAGAUGUCUCCAGCGAGUCCAGCUCUUUACUGGAAGCCCAGCACGGCCCUGUCCCAAAGAACCCCACCCUCUUUGUGGGCUACGCCUUCAUCCUCACCGUGGCAACAGAAUCGGACCGGAGGACCAACAAACAAGCUCAACGGGACGGAGCUGUCAGCAGCGAGGAGGACGAGGAGUAUGUGGAGACUGCAGCCUACAAUAAGCAGUACACUGAGAAACAGCUCCGGGCAGGUGGUGGCUAUAUUCUGCAGGAUUUUAAUGAAGCACAGUGUAAAGCUGCGUACCAGUGCGUACUGAUCGCAGACCAGCACUGUCGAACGAAGAAAUAUUUCCUUUGUAUUGCCAGUGGAGUUCCAUGUGUGUCUAACCUCUGGGUCAGGGACAGUUGCCUCGCAAACCAGCUGCAGCCUUACAAGAAUUACAUGCUUCCUGCAGGGUACAGUAUCGAGGCAGACCGCAUCCUGGAGUGGCAUCCACGGACCACUCCAUUCAAGAACAUGAAGUUACUGCUUGUUUCUGACCAGCAGGAGGGUUUCCUUAGCCUGUGGUCAGAGAUUCUUAUGAUGGGAGGAGCGAUGUCGGUCAGACAGCACAAUUCAACAGCACACAACAAGGAUGUCCCACUGGGGAUCUUUGAUAUUGUGGUGACGGAUCCCUCUUGCCCAGCCUCGUUGCUGAAGUGCGCUGAGUCACUGGCCCUCCCUGUUGUCUCACAGGAGUGGAUCAUCCAGAGUUUGGUCACGGGACAGAGAGUCAGUCACAACAGCCACCCCAAGUACAAACACACCUACCAACCCAGUUAAAAGGAAAUGUCCCAUCAUGCCCUGUCCUCGCUCCCUCAACCGCCAAUCAAUUGUGACAUUGUUUUACAUUUUAGAAGCUUUUAAUUGUGUGUGUUUGUAACUGCAUGUAUGAAAAUGUACAUAGUUUUAUUGGUUUCAUUUUUAUUAAAAAACAUGGAGUAAACUGUGGUUCUGG